AUGGCCGCCAUGUUCAGCCAGAACCCGGCUACGGAAGGUCCCGGCUACUCCUUUUCCGAUGCUCUCAAGGCCAACGGCGAGCCGAGAGAGCACCGCUUCAACCCCUACACCGACAACGGCGGCUCCACGCUCGGCAUCGCAGGCGCCGACUUUGCCAUCAUGGCCGGUGACACGCGCCACACGAGCGGAUACAGCAUCAACUCUCGCAUGGCUCCCAAGGUGUUCAAAGUCGGCGGUUCCACGUCCUCCCAAGAGGAUGCCACGAUAGUCCUGUCGGUGUGCGGCUUCGCUGCCGACGGCGCAGCCCUGCGUGACCAGCUGGACACCGUCUGCAAAAUCUACCGAUAUCGCCACGGCAAGCCCAUGACGCUGAAUGCCUGCGCUAAGCGUCUGUCCACGAUCCUCUACCAGAAGCGCUUUUUUCCCUACUACGUCACCGCGAUGCUGGGCGGGCUCGACGAAGAUGGCAAGGGAGCCGUCUACUCGUACGACCCGGUCGGCAGCUACGAGCGUGAGCAAUGCCGCGCAGGGGGCGCGGCAGCCAGCUUGAUCAUGCCGUUCCUGGACAACCAGGAGCGAGAACGCCACCCGCUGUCGCGGUCAACAGUGGAGACGCUUGUCAAGGAUGCGUUUGACGGUGCCGCGGAGAGGCAUAUUGAAGUCGGCGACGCCCUGCAGAUGAUGAUCAUCACCAAGAACGGAAUCGAGGAGACUGUCUUGCAGAUGAAGAAGGACUGA
Hirsutella rhossiliensis is the source of this 738-nucleotide messenger RNA. Its product is annotated as proteasome subunit domain-containing protein. The record is from RefSeq and is a predicted model, not a curated record. Bases 1 to 738 code for a protein of 245 amino acids. The transcript has 3 exons. NCBI's taxonomy places the organism in Eukaryota, Fungi, Ascomycota, Sordariomycetes, Hypocreales, Ophiocordycipitaceae. Gene Ontology annotation, cellular component: proteasome core complex.